Molecule: messenger RNA, 1626 nt
Organism: Ailuropoda melanoleuca (giant panda)
Lineage: Eukaryota; Metazoa; Chordata; Mammalia; Carnivora; Ursidae
Exons: 6
Source: RefSeq, a predicted model, not a curated record
GGCGAGGGCGAGGGCGGGUUCCCAGACGCCGAGGGCUUCGAGCCCGAGCGGGAAGUGCUGGAAGCGGGAGGGCCGGUGCUGUGGGGCCACGAAGGCCGCCCCGGCGGCUUCCCCACCGACCACAAGGGGGACGGCCCGGCCUACGCGUCGCGCGUGGCUGACGAGGCCGCGGCGGACAUCGUGCAGCAGCUGGCAGACCGCGAUGCCCUGGGCCUGCGGAGAAACCGGCCCCCGGAGGGCUGCGCCUUGGCAGCGUCGGGCGGUUGGGCGGGCCUAGGGGCGGGGCCCGGCGGGCGAGGCGCGCUCGCCCUGGGCCGCGUGGAGUCGCAGCCGCCUUCCGCCGCCCCGCCGCACGUUGGUGGGCCCGAGGGAGGCCGAGCCUGGGGAAACCCGAAGAGAGGCGCUAAGAGCAGGUCGAAGGUCAGGGCGGAUCGCCAGCGGCCCUCGACGGCCGCCAAAGGCCUGAGCGUGCUGCCUUCCGACCCCGAGUCCUCAGAUGAGUUCAGUGACAUACAGCUGGUGAGGGUGAGCACUCACCCCAAAGAAGGAGGCCAGGCCAAGCCCAGCAGCCCCGAGGAUCCCGGGGACACACCGAGACACUCGAAUUUCCACGUCAGGGAGAGUUUCCUUCGCACGCUAUGCUCCUUCCUGACCCCGGCUCCCCCCGGAUUCACUUCGCUUGGGGAGAGGCAGGCCUUUGGCGAGCCUGACAUCUCCCCCUCUAAGAAAAUGCAAAGCCUGGUCUGGGGGAAGGGGGAGAGCAGGCCCAGCUACCAGGGAGCUGCUGCUGUUGCUGCUGCAGGCGGCCUGCCCCGGGCCACCUCUAGGAAGAAGGUGGCCCAGGAGAAGAAAGCCCCAGGGGAGGCCUCCAAAGUGGCCUCGGGGAAAAGCUUUCCUUCCUGGGGGCAGAGAGUCUCGGCAGCUCCCCUGGAACCAGCCACCUUCCCCCCGAUCUCCCGUGUCCCGCUGCUUGGGAGGUCCAGGAGGUGUGCCCUGGUCCCUUUGGGAACCAAACAGUCCAAGCACACGGGCGCCGGGAAGAAAUCUGCGGCCAGGAGGGCUCGGGAGGCAGAGCUGAUGGCGGCCGCAGGAGAAGGCAGAGACGCGUUCCCCAAGGGCCAAAGGCCAGGGCCAUCUUGUUUGGGCAUGCAUCGUGGAGAAUGCAGCAGUGGCGACCUCUACACCAGAGCCCCCCAAGUUCCAGGAGGCUCAGAGCCCUUGGCCCCGAGCCAGGGAGACAUCCUGCCCAGAGUGCCUGCGCCCUCCAGUGACCAGGAGCCGCUUGACCACACCCCAAGGCCAGAGAGGUGGCAGCUGCCACCAGCUGGCGCCCAGGGCUGUCCUCGGUGUCUCGUGCUACAGAGAGAAAUAGACGACCUGAAGGAGCAGCUUGCGGCCAUGCAGUCCCUGACUGACAAGUUCCAGAGCCUUUGAAGUGGAGCCCAGCAUCUCCGUGCAAGAGGAGCAGCUGGCGCCUUUGGAGCCAGGGAGCCCUGACCAAGCCGGUUCCCUCCUGUUGGACCUCAGCCAAGGCUUCCUCUCCCUGUUCUUUUGCCCCCUCCCCACCCCGGUUCACAGCAAUUUCAAAUUAAAGUACCUCUCAGGCCUGUGGUCAGCCUUGUCUCU